UUCCUCGGGGCUUGGCUAAGGUCUCAAUGGCCGACUGUGCCGAGCGGGGCGUUGGCGGCGUGCCGGCGGGCGUCCCCUUCUCCGGCCCCUCUUCUUGGAACGGCACUCGUGUCUACCCGGACGGCGUGGUGUGGGACGGGCCGCUGAUCCAGCGUGUGGCCACACUGUCCAUCAUCAUGCUCUUCACGCUGACCGGCAACUUGGCCAUUCUGGUGGUCCUGUCCAGGCCGCGCAUCGUCAAGAGGGCCUCCCGGGUGAACCUCUUCAUCUUCAACCUGGCGCUGGGGGACCUCGCCGUCUGCCUCUUCACGCAGUCAUCCGAGGUGCUGUUCGAGGUCUUCGGCAGCUGGGUACUGGGCGGUGUGGCCUGCAAGGUCAUCGUGUACCUGCAGAUCGUGACCCUGGCCUCGACCACGUUCAUCCUGACCUCGAUGAGCUACGACCGGUACAUGGCCAUCUGCAAGCCCCUCGAGUCCAGGUCGGGCCUCAGGCGCGCUCGCAGCAUGGUCGCCGCCUCCUGGGCCAUGGCAUUCGUCUUUGCCACUCCACAGCUCUUCAUCUUCCUUCAGGUCCAGACGGGCGUGACGGCAUCCGGUCUUCCCCACAUGGAAUGCCUGAGCGUGGGUUAUACGUACCAUUGGCAGCGGCAGCUCUACUUCAGCUGGCUCACGCUGUAUAUCCUGGUCGUGCCGGGCCUGCUCAUCUCCGCCUUCUACCUCAGCCUGCUCAGGGCCGUGUGGGCAGCCUCCGACGCCGUUGACGCCACGCCGGCCAAGGACAGCGGCGACGUCGAGUCCACACUACGGCGCUGCACCCAGGCGCAACCCCUGCUGUCUCGUGCGCGAGCCAAGACGCUCAAACUGUCGGUCUGCAUCAUCGCCAGCUUCGUGGUCUGCUGGAUCCCGUACUUCGCCGUCCACAAUAUCCGCAUUCACAGUCACUACUGCAUCAAGGUCCCCAGGGCGGUCAUCGUGUUCGCCGAGACGCUGGCCCUGCUCAAUAGCGCCGUCAAUCCGGUCUUCUACGGCCUCUUCAACGCCCACAUCCGUCGCGGACUGCGGGACAUCAUUCGAGCGUUCAGAAGACGCAGAAACUUUGGGACCGAGCGCGAGUCCACGAUGCGCAAGGGAGGCAACGCCUUCACCACGUCAACGUGUGCUCUCGAAGCGUCCUCGGGCGACUGCUGUCCCGGACAGCCCUUGAAGGCCCUGGCCUCGAUCGGUGCAGGAAAGUUGAUCACUAACGGGAACAUAGCUGUCGUCUGAAAGUGGUUUAUUCGGAGCUCAAGGCGACGCCACUAAGAUGUUGGA
Messenger RNA from Ixodes scapularis (black-legged tick), 1310 nucleotides. RefSeq names its product oxytocin receptor-like. Gene Ontology annotation, biological process: G protein-coupled receptor signaling pathway. The transcript has 4 exons. Gene Ontology annotation, molecular function: G protein-coupled receptor activity. The coding region runs from base 27 to 1265 and encodes 412 amino acids. The record is from RefSeq and is a predicted model, not a curated record. Gene Ontology annotation, cellular component: membrane. NCBI's taxonomy places the organism in Eukaryota, Metazoa, Arthropoda, Arachnida, Ixodida, Ixodidae.